AGACCUCAACAGCGAAACGACUCGGAGUUUCCACCUGCGUUCGUUCACUCGUUCCCUGACUCGUUCCCUGACUCGUUCGCUCGCUCGUUCCCUCGGUGUCCUCUUUCCUUUCCUUUGAAUCCGUGAUGAGAGCUCACAUCCACCGACACCACGAGAAGACGAGCGCGGGAUUUGGCUCAACGUGGACCGGCGCGCAGCGAAAGUGAAGCCAGCCAAUUCCGAGGAUCACCGCUGAAGAUGCGUUAUGGACUGAAGAUGGUUUCAACCCCCAUUCGAUUCCAAUGGCGCACAAAGACUACAAGUUCAACUGCUCCUGAUACUACUCAACUCAGAUAGACCAGCAAAAUUUAAUAUUCAACCCAUCAUCUAGAAAUCCAACACCAACCCAAAAUGUCUUACUUUUUGUCAUUUGCAUUCCUUUUUGUUGUCCAAAUUCACGGUGCACCGCCUGAGUUCCUACAGGAAGAAUUUGGCAUAGACCCCAUCGAACUUGAUUCAAUCCAAGCUAGCAAUAUGUCAGAUGUUUCAACUUCUCCACCUCCCGGGACAAGCAAAAGAGCCCCUCAGAGCAUCAUCAUCGGCGUUCGCAAAGGAGGAACUAGAGCGUUGCUAGAAAUGCUUGACAUCCAUCCAGAAGUUGCAGCAGCCGCGACCGAAGUCCAUUUUUUCGACUGGGAUGAGAAUUACGCUAAAGGCUUCGAGUGGUAUCGCGAUUUGAUGCCGUAUUCCUAUCCCAACCAGAUUACGAUCGAGAAAACGCCAGGAUACUUCACCUCUGCUCUUGCUCCGGAACGCAUCUGUGCCAUGAAUUCCUCCAUCAAACUCCUGCUAAUCCUGCGAGAUCCAACGGAACGAGUGAUUUCCGACUACACCCAAGUCUACUUCAACCGCUUGGAGAACCACAAACCGGUGCAAGCGAUUGAGAACUUACUCGUCCGAAAUGGCGUUUUGAAUAUGCGAUACAAAGCCAUUCAAAGAAGCCUCUACGAUGUCCAUAUCCGAAAUUGGUUGAGGCAUUUCCCCCUCGAGCAGAUCCAUAUUGUAGACGGCGAUGCGCUCAUUCAGGAUCCUUUACCAGAGCUACAGAAAGUUGAGAACUUCCUAAACCUACCGCCCAGGAUAGUAUCGUCCAAUUUCUACUUCAACCAGACAAAAGGUUUUUACUGCAUUCGGAGUGAUGGACGUGAGCGAUGUCUUCACGAGUCGAAGGGACGACCACACCCAGCGGUCAAUAACUCCGUCCUGCAGCAGCUGAGGGCUUUCCUAAGGGAACAUAACAGGACCUUUUUCAGGCUGGUCAGGCGUACAUUCAACUGGCAAUAAGACACAAGACACAUGGGACUUUGUGGACCAGAGGAGGACAAUGGAUUGGUUCAUGUUUAAAGGUGUUUGAAAUGGUCAGUUUGGAAGUAUCCCUGUUUCUAUAUCUAUACGUUUGACAUAUGAUCAGCCAUGUUUUGACAAUCUGAUUCUGAUUUGUUUGUAUUAUGAAACUUCUUGCAGGACUGGGCGACAUGGGAAAGAGGGAAUCAUGAUCUUUUCUUUUGUAUUAAUCAAUCAAUCCUUAAAAACAAAUAACUAGGGCUUUAAAGCUACCAUUUGUAAUUUUAUUUGGUUCUUGUUUACCUGUGGUCUCCCCUUACCUGGCCUUUGUAACGUUGAUAGCAUCUGUAUGUGAGAAUACAACAGGGGGCGUGUCAACUAAUCUAAUUAUAUACGGAAACUUUCAAGAAAUAAACCUUCUAACAAAUAAAAAAUGCUGUUUUAAUUCUCCAAAUCUGAGCUCUUGUCCACAGGCUUUUAAUACCGCAGGAUUAGCUAUAUACCUGCCAGUUAAAAACCCCCUAGCUUAUCAUUGUCUCAAGACUAUAAACCAAUGAGGACUGGAUUUUGGUGGAUUUUGUACAGAAUUAUAAUGUUUUGGUUAUGUGAGUGAGAAUAAGAGACAUGAGGGUUCUAGCGAGACAAACAUAGUAUAUGUUUUUGUUUUAACUACAAAUUCCACUAUUGUAGCAAAAGAAAAAUGAUGUGCUAUUUCUUUUUCCUAUUUGAUAGAAAGUGCAGACCGGGGGUGCUGCAGUUUUGAAAAUACGCUGACCCAAUUCAGCGUACUGCACAUCACAAUUCGACUUAGGCAAACUCAGUAAAAUCCCUACAGUUACAUUUAGGCAUUUUUCACUAUUUAGGUAUUUUUAACCUGUAGUCCCAUCUUUAUGUGGGACUAUAGGCCAGUUAGUAAUCAAUCAAAAUGAUGAUUAUGUUGCCUAUUUCUUAUUUGUAUGCAUUUGUCUGAGUCGGUAAAACAUAGCAAUCAAUCUAUUGACCUACAUACCUUAGAUCUUGAACUAUCUGGGUUUAUGUAAAACUAGUGAAAGUGCUUAUGAGGCUAUCUGCUUUACCAUAAUCAUUACAUUGAAUAAUUAAUGUAUCCAGGUCAACCCUCUUCCUCAUUACCUCAAGCACAAUGGAAAUAUCAGAUACCUCCAAACUGACACUUUCAAUUACAUUACAACACGUGCCAGUGGAUUCCUCUGUGUUUUUGGACUCUCAAGGAGCUACUACUUACAUGGACCUUAAGGGAGAUGAACUGCACUUUAGCUAAAUAACAUUGAAAUCCCUCUUUGUAUUGCGUCUCAUAUCUUUGCUGUGAUCUGGUUUCUACACCUACCGACAGUGCUAUAUUUACACAAGAAAAUAUGAAAAAUUGUAACUAGGGGCGUAGGAUUAAAUGAAAGAAUCUCCCAGCUUAAUAAAUCAUCUUGCGUGAGCUGGGGGCGUCGAAAUGAUCAAAUUUCUGCAAAAAACAAGUUUAUGAAACACACGGACAUCUUUCUCUCCUUCUUGUUUGAUAUUGUUUCUUGAUAAUAAAUUGUUCUGCUUUG
Periophthalmus magnuspinnatus is the source of this 2882-nucleotide messenger RNA. It is a transcript of the gene hs3st1l1, whose product is annotated as heparan sulfate (glucosamine) 3-O-sulfotransferase 1-like1. Gene Ontology annotation, molecular function: [heparan sulfate]-glucosamine 3-sulfotransferase activity. Lineage: Eukaryota; Metazoa; Chordata; Actinopteri; Gobiiformes; Gobiidae. The record is from RefSeq and is a predicted model, not a curated record. The transcript has 2 exons. The coding region runs from base 391 to 1323 and encodes 310 amino acids.